Molecule: messenger RNA, 1183 nt
Organism: Triplophysa dalaica
Lineage: Eukaryota; Metazoa; Chordata; Actinopteri; Cypriniformes; Nemacheilidae
Gene: abhd5b
Product: 1-acylglycerol-3-phosphate O-acyltransferase ABHD5
Exons: 7
Coding region: 52-1179 (375 amino acids)
Biological process (GO): positive regulation of triglyceride catabolic process; negative regulation of triglyceride storage
Cellular component (GO): lipid droplet
Molecular function (GO): catalytic activity
Source: RefSeq, a predicted model, not a curated record
UUUACUUUCACCAAAUUUUAUGCCAGCAUUAUAUGACAGUACGAAGAAACAAUGAGAACAGACCAAGAUGAUCUUGUAUUUACAACAAGCAGAUCAGGAUGGAUAUCCAGUUGGCUGCCCUCCUGGUGGUCCACCUCUCCCGCUCAUCUUAAAAAAGCAGAAGACAGAAUUCUGAAACCAAUCAAAGACAAGUAUACACAAGGAUAUGUUCCCAUAUCUGAAGGGAAUUACAUUCGGACUCUGGUAUUCAAUGAAAAAAAGAGCUUGUGUGACAACACAGAUGUCCCAGCCCCUGAUAUGCAAAUCCCACUGGUGUUACUGCAUGGUUUUGGAGCUGGGGUUGGUCUCUGGGUUAAAAACCUGCCUGUCAUUGCAAAAGAUAAAAGACCUGUAUACGCACUGGACCUGUUGGGUUUUGGACGCAGUAGUCGACCAGUCUUUGGCAGUGAUGCCCAGGAGGCAGAGGACCAGUUUGUCCAGUCACUUGAGGAUUGGAGAGAGGCAGUAGGGUUGGAAUACAUGAUUCUGCUUGGCCAUGAUUUUGGAUGUUAUGUGUCUACUGCAUAUGCCCUGAAAUAUCCUAACAGAGUGAAGCACUUGGUGUUGGUGGAACCGUGGGGGUUUACAGCUAAACCAAAUGUUCAGGAGCGCUGGGUUCCUAUUUGGAUUAAAGCCAUUGGUGCUGUGUUGAACCCAAUAAACCCUCUUACCAUUCUCAGGCUGGCAGGCCCACUGGGUUCGUCUUUGAUACAGGCCAUGCGAUCGGAUUUAAAGCAGAAAUAUGCUUCUCUAUUUGAAGAUGAUACAGUGGCUGAUUAUAUAUACCAUGUGAAUGCACAGACGCCCAGUGGAGAGAGAGCAUUUAAAAACAUGACAAUCCCGUACACCUGGCCCCAACGCCCCAUGAUGGAGCGCGCAGGGAUGAUCAGUCCCUCGCUUCCUAUGACUUUUAUCUACGGAUCACGUUCCAACAUCGACGGCCAAUCAGGAAAAGCCAUGCAAGAAAUCAGGCCCAACUCGGACACAGAAAUAAUAGUCAUUCAGGGUGCAGGUCACUAUGUAUUUGCAGACCAAUCAGAAGACUUUAGCCAGGCUGUGCUCAAAAUAUGUAACAAUGUCAGGGACAUGAUGGAUGGUAAAGAAGAUGAGAACAACCCGGAUCUCAACCGAAGACAAUGAGAAC